Epinephelus fuscoguttatus (brown-marbled grouper) is the source of this 2563-nucleotide messenger RNA. RefSeq names its product periphilin 1 (gene pphln1). Gene Ontology annotation, biological process: protein localization to heterochromatin; negative regulation of DNA-templated transcription; negative regulation of gene expression, epigenetic. Gene Ontology annotation, cellular component: nucleoplasm. The transcript is spliced from 12 exons. Bases 93 to 1334 code for a protein of 413 amino acids. The record is from RefSeq and is a predicted model, not a curated record. Lineage: Eukaryota; Metazoa; Chordata; Actinopteri; Perciformes; Serranidae.
UAGCUAGCCACCGGGAAAUGCCAGCCUAGCUUAACGGUCGAAGAAGUGUUUUUCCCACACCACCCUGAUCCACAGAGGUCCAUUAGUCCAAAAUGACGUACAGAAGAGACAGGAGUUUACGAGAGGUGUAUGAUGAACGCUUUUUAACUGAGAGACCGGGUCCAUACCCACGUCCAGCUGGGGCAAUGGAGAGGAGGGGCCCCUUUGGCAGGCCCGAGGAAGACUACGGCCGCGGUGGGUAUGAAUAUGAAGGAGGUCAACGCUUUUUCCCAAACGGAGGAGGCCCAGCGCGGAAUUAUCACGAAGAUCAGAGGGGCUACCAUGGUGACAACAUUCAUUUCCCCGCUGAACGCAGAGCUGUUCCACCGUCAAGGAGGGAGGACUAUCCCUACAGAGUACCCAGGGAAGACCCACACACAGGACGGCCUAUGGAGUUUGGUGCCCGUGCACCACCACCACCUCCUCACAAUGUGCGUAACCAGGGCAUUUACCCAGCCCCCAGAUCGCUUCCGGAGAGCGGGGAAGACACGCUGGUGCAAGCCAUCCUCAACCUGGACAGAGGAGAGGACCGAGACCACUUCAGGAGAAAGGCAGCCCCGUUCCCUCCACUCAGAGAGCGCUCUCCGGUGCGCCGCGAGGUGGCCCGCUCCCCCCACAGUCGCUCCGGCUCCAGCGUCAGCAGCAGAGGCUACUCACCAGACAGAGCCAAGGGCCUGCCAUUUCCCUCACAGCAAGGCAAGAGUGUGGACGGUCCAGAGGGUCACGCAGGUGUUUCUGAGCACCUUUGGGGGGCGCUCUUUCCUCAACAGAGUGGACAUGAAACUUUGGGGUAUGACGAGAGUUAUUCUCAGAGCAAGACGACUGACAAAAUUCCCGGCCUGUCAAGAGAAGGGUCCCCACAUAGCGCAACCUCAAACAAGGAGGAGAACCUUCCUCCAGAAGGAAUCAAAGACGAGACGCUGGCGGCGCUAGUUGUGGAGGAGAGCCAAAAGUCGUCUGCAGACAACUUUGAACAGCGACGAGCCCUGGCCAUCACAGCCAAAGCUCAGGAGAUAGAGAAGGUAUACCGGCAGGACUGUGAGACAUUUGGCAUGGUGGUAAAGAUGCUAGUGGCGAAAGACCCCAACCUGGAGAAGCAGCUGCAGGUUCCCCUCAGGGAGAAUCUUGGGGAGAUCCGUGAACGUUGCCUUGAUGACCUCAAACACUUCAUCAGCAGUCUGGACGACGUGGUCCGGCAGCCAGAACCUUCUGUCUGUGACUUGCCCACCCCAUCGAUGGCCCUGACGGGUCAUAAACUUUCAAAGACAGGAGUAAACCACAGCUCGUCUUACUGACACAUCGGCCAUCUGCUCUUUGUGAGACUGAGCGCGGUCAGAAUUGACUGCUGAACAUGACAGAUAUCUCGAAUAUGUUUUGGAUUGCUGGACUUGUACAGCACAGCAACCUGAAGUCAGCAUGGAGAGGAUGCAUCGUCUGUGGGGACGAACAGUGUUAAAUUUGAAUGGACUGUUUUUUACCUUCAAGUUCUCUGUUGAAAGAUGUCACUUCUUAAAUAUUGUUGAAAGUUUUUCUGUCAAAUGUUGGCAAAAAACACUCCCUCUAUUUAAAAAAUGUCACAUCACGGUGGACAUGGUUAACGUGGGUUUCAUUAUUGAGCCUAAUUUGACGAUAUGUUGCUGAGAAAAGACGGUCAGUCCCGCAGCAUGAUCACCUUGACCUUUUCCUAAAGAAAAGCCAGAUAAAAGCCAGACUAUUUUGUUUUUGUAAUAUUUUCAUUUAUGUAAAUGUUUAUUUUGUAGCAGUCAAGAUGUUUGAUUGAGUGCUGCUUAAUUCUACAUUCUUGUAUAAGUUUGUACUGUCUAGAAAUGGGUUUGGUUAUUUCAGUGACCCAGACAAAGCUUUGCACAGACUGAAGGGUCUCUGAAGGGUGCAGUAAACACGAUUUCUGUAAACUUGUUUUGUUGUCAUCUAUCAACAACAGUUAGGAAAAUACUCCACUGACCACUGACAUCACAGACUCGACCUACAAGAUUUCGAGAUCAGUUUACUGGCAUUAUUGACCUCCAUACUGUGUUUUGGUACUUUUGUUUGGUGUAUGUCAAUGAGGCAGCAUGCCUUAUUUUUAAAUUCAUUUGUAUGCAAGCAAAAUAUUUAUAAUUUGAAGUUUGAACAUAAUGAGUUGACUAGUCUAAAGUAAGAAAACACUAAAAAAAAUCCAAAUUAAGCACAAUUUAAUCUAUAAGAUUAUACAUUGUCUGUCUGGUUUUCACUGGGUGCUCCGGCUUUCUCCCACAGUCCAAAGACAUGCAAAUUAAUCUGUGACUUGUCCGUAGGUGUGAAUGUGAGUGUGAAUGGUUGUCUGUCUCUAUGUGUCAGCCCUGUGAUAGUCUGGUGACCUGUCCAGGGUGUACCCUGCCUCUUGCUCAACGACAGCUGGGAUAGGCUCCAGCCCCCCACACAACCGCUGACAGGAUAAGCGAUUAUGGAGAAUGAAUGAAUAAGAGCCAUUUGCAUUAUGAACAUUGCACAUUAUCGUACAAAACAUGACAGUGACUCAAUAAAU